This is a messenger RNA of Oncorhynchus gorbuscha (pink salmon), 357 nucleotides long. Its product is annotated as E3 ubiquitin-protein ligase HECW2-like. Bases 16 to 357 code for a protein of 113 amino acids. NCBI's taxonomy places the organism in Eukaryota, Metazoa, Chordata, Actinopteri, Salmoniformes, Salmonidae. The transcript has 2 exons. The record is from RefSeq and is a predicted model, not a curated record.
GAGGCGCAACCCCACAUGCGUUAUACUCUCAGCCCUGAAAACCUGCGCUCCCUCUCAGCCCAGGGCGGUGAUGGCAUUGGCCCUAGGGGUCACGGCGGGGAAAGGUCAGCUGGUGAACGGUCAGGGGUCGGAGGUCAUGGAGAGGGUCAUGGUGGCGGGCUACAAAGGGCCAAUAGCGACACGGACCUGGUGACCUCGGAGAGCAGGUCAUCGCUGACUGCGUCGACAUACGAGUUCACGAUGGGGCGAGGCCAAAACCUGGUCAUCAACUGGGACAUCAAGGAGGAAGUGGACGCCACGGACUGGAUCGGACUCUACCACAUCGACGAGACGUGUCCUGCCAACGGUGGACUCUAA